AUGGAGAUAAGGGCCAUGGAUCUAGACCUGCUGUGUUGUGCUAUCGGAGGCGAGGUAGCCGUGGAUGCACAGAUGAAGUCGGAGAGCAGCGAGCUGAAGUCCAGCUCCAGGUCGAGGUCGAGGUGGUGCAACAUAAAACCUCUUCCAGGAGCUAAUCGGCUGAUAAAACAUUUAAGGAGAUGGAAGGAGUCUUUCUCUGCAAUUGUUGGUGGAGACGAAGUAGAGAAGGGGAAGUCGUCCCCAGAUAUAUUUUUGGAAGCUGCAAAAAGAAUGAACGUCACUCCUUCAAAUUGCCUAGUAAUCGAGGAUUCCUUGCCAGGUGUUGCAGCUGGAAAAGCUGCGGGAAUGCAUGUCAUAGCUGUACCUUCAGUACCCAAAAAGACUGCUGAGUUCAGUUCAGCUGAUGAGGUGAUCGAUUCCCUCCUUGACGUAAGGCCUGAGAAGUGGGGUUUGCCACCGUUUAAUGAUUGGAUUGAAGGUACGUUACCAAUAGAACCAUGGUUUAUCAGUGGACCUGUGAUCAAAGGAUUUGGCCGUGGUUCUAAAGUACUAGGAAUACCAACAGCCAAUUUACCCGCAGAGAACUUUGCCGACGUAGUGUCAGAGCAUACAUCUAGGGUAUACUUUGGCUGGGCUGGACUUUCAGCACGUGGUAUAUAUAAGAUGGUUAUGAGCAUUGGCUGGAACCCAUAUUUCGACAACACUGAGAAGACAGUGGCCAACUUUCCUUCGAUUGAGUGUUUGAUAGAGAGGAUUCACGAGGAUGAAAAAAUAGCAGAGAAGGCACUGGACUUGCCGAUAUAUGCCAGGUACAAAGACUCGCCAUAUCUGAGAAAUCCUUUGCAGCAGGAAAGUACUAGUGAUGGCAGCCAGGCUGAGCAGAAUUCCAAGUGA
Miscanthus lutarioriparius is the source of this 894-nucleotide messenger RNA. Lineage: Eukaryota; Viridiplantae; Streptophyta; Magnoliopsida; Poales; Poaceae. The record is from the annotation of a GenBank genome assembly.